Molecule: messenger RNA, 3474 nt
Organism: Rotaria sp. Silwood1
Lineage: Eukaryota; Metazoa; Rotifera; Eurotatoria; Philodinida; Philodinidae
Source: the annotation of a GenBank genome assembly
AUGGUCUCACACUCUACACAAUCAUCAAGGCGUUCUAUUCGACUCAAUGUUUACUAUUUAACACCUUACCGUUCACUUCAUACUAUAUUCAAUUUAGUAACAUUAGGUUUAUUCACUCCUUAUCAUUCAGCUAUUGAAAUAGAAGGUUAUGAAUAUGCUUAUUAUGGUCACCCAUUUCAAUUUAGUGGUAUUAUGUCUGGUGCACCGAAUAAAGUUGCUAUGAUGUUAGCUUAUAGUAAAAUCUAUGGACAUACAUUAUUAUCUAAUAUGGAUAUUGAGGCAAAAUUACAUGAACUAGCUUUUAUGGGUGUGGAUUAUAAAUUAUUGCAUUUCAAUUGUAAUACAUUUGCUGACGCGUUUCUCUAUGCACUAACUAAACAUCAUUUACCACGUUGGAUUACUCGACCAGAACGUUGUCUUAGACGAAUAAAUUGUAUGCAUCGAUUCUUCAAUGGCAAUGAUGAUAUUGGUGACAGAAUUGUUAGUGCAUUAUAUAUCAAAUCUGCCGGUGAUCAAACAGCUGUUUUCAAGCUAUUAGGAAUUGUAAAUGAUCAACGCUUAACCACUUUUUAUGAAGUAAUGCUUCAAGAUUAUAUAUGUCGUGGAAAAAUUCCUGAUUUUGAACGUUUACAUCAAUUAUCUGAUCUUCAAAUCAAAGAUCAUCUAUCACAUAUUCAUAAUAAUUUUUUUUCAACAUUUCCAACGAAAAACUCGAUUACUUUAAAUAAAAUAUUUGAUAAUUUAGCUUCUCUUCAACGACAAUUAAUCACUUUAUUUCAAGUGCCUCAAUAUGAGCAUUUACAAAUUCUUAUUUGUAAUGGUAAUUCGUUGACAACAUUAGCUGGCGUUGAAUAUAUAAAACAUUUAUGGAAACUUGAUGUUGGAAAUAAUCAAAUUCGUAGUCUUCAGCAUUUAUCACGUUUUAUAGCACUUGGUUCACUUAUUCUUUCAAAUAAUAAUAUAACAUGGAUUGAAUUACAACAUAUUCGUCAUAUGUUUAUUCUUGAUUUAAGACUUGAUGGAAAUCCUAGUCUUGAUGCUGAUCCAAACUAUCGUCAACAUGUACUAGAUUGUUUACCACGAAUUUGGAUGUGUGAUGGAAUUUUUGUUUCAACUGCAGAACGAAAUCAAGUAGAUGAAUUUUUUACACAAUCAUCAUUAACACAAAAACCUGUUCGACGAAAAUUGGCACGUGAUAUAUUUAUGCCAACAAAUUUAAAAGAUCGUUCAAUUAAUGGACUUUUUGGAGCAAAAGCAACUGAAUUAUUUGCUAGAUUUCCGAUGAACUGUUUUGUUAAUUCAGAACUUGAUAGAAAACGAAUAAAACAUUUAGCUUAUACUAUUCAAGAUUUAUUACUUACUGAAAUGAAAUACGAUGAUGAAAAAAGACAUGAUGAAUUUCUCACAGAAAAUCGUCAUAUGCUUCUUCAAAUGAUCGAUCUCCGACAAACACAUAUCGAAGAAUUUAAUAUGCUUCUUAUUUUACUUAUUACUGAUAUUCUUUUUCAACUUCCUGGUGAAUUAUUACAUAAUGUUUUAGAUGUUACUCAUAUAAAAAUUAUUGGAAAUUUAAAUAUUCCUAAUAUAUUUUCAUCAAGUGAACAAUUAAAAUGUAUGAUUGCAUCCCUUGUUCAUGCAGGUGCACGACUUGAUCGAGAUGAAAAUCAUCCAUCAGCAUUUUAUGAUAAACUUUUUAAUAGUCUAUCAGUUGUUCUUACACAUCAAGUAAGACAAUUAUCUUCUUCAAAUACACAGUCAGUUCAUCCAAAUCCUGGAUUAAUUUCGGAAGCAAAAUCAAUGAUUUGUCUUGAGGUUAUGCAAGUAUUAAUUAUGUGUCCAUCAUUUUAUACACUUAUUGAUAACACAAGUGUUAAUGCUAUUUUAAAACAAGCAUUAUAUCGGUCACCAGCAUAUGGAAGUAUUAAAGAUGUAUUAGAAAGUUUUAAUGCUGAUCAAAAAACAGGUGAAGAACAAAAAGAGUUAUUAAGUUCAAUUAUUGGUAAUAUAUUAAAGAUGGCUAUUCGAACAUUAUCAACUAAACGAAUAAAAAAAAUUAAUGAACCAUUACCAGCAGUUUAUGAUACGACAACGCCAGAAAUUGAAAACUCAAAUAGACGAUUACAAGAACAAACUAUAUCAUCACCGAAAUCUUCACAACGUACAAAUGUUAAUCGUGUACCGGCUAUUGGUGAUCGUAUAUUAACUGCUCCACAAAGUUUUGGUCGUAUUGUAACAUUACCCGAUGCAGAAAUUGCAAUGAUUCAACUUGAUCAUGUUCUUGCUCAUAAUGGUGCGAUGAUUAGUAGUGGUUCAGCAAAUGAACAUACUACUUAUGUUAAUAUGAAUAAUUUUGAAUGGGAUCCUUCACAUGAAUAUUGGAAACCAAAAUUUGCAUCUGGUGAUAAAAUAACAUUACAAAUGACAACAAUACGAAGUGAAACACCUCGAUUAGUUUCUCCUCUAUCAACUCCACCUCCACCAAGAACAAUAGCAUCAAAAACACCAGAACCUAUUGAAAAAGGACGUGUUACACCAAAACUUUUUGAUAUGAAUCUUAAUAAAUCAAAAGAAGCAUUUGUUGAUGCACCACGUGAAACAAUUCCUUCUCCAUUAGUUCCUAUUAUUCAUCAAGAAACAAUUCGUCAUUCUCAAGAAGUAUCAAAAUGUUCUCCACGAGCUCCUUCUAAUAAUCAAGACACUAUUCAUCAUUCUCAAGAAAUAUCAAAUUCUUCUCCACCAAGUUCUCCAAUAACUGAACGUAAAGUGGUUAUACCAGAAGAAAUGCCAAUGGAACGUCCAAUGUCUGUUCGUAUAAUAAAACAAAAACAAGAACAAGUAAAGACUUCUGUCAAUGGUGAAACUGUUUCUACAUCACCAGUUCUUAUUGAAUCAAUGCUUUUACUUAUGCCUAAUCAACCUCAUGUACCCAUUGUAUCAUUUGAACAAACACAACGACAAGCAAAUUCAUUAACUAUCAAUGGUUAUGAACCAUCACGUAACAUGUCAAUGCUUAACCAUUCAUCAACUGUUCCUUUAACACCAACUAAUGGUCGACGAUCAGCAACACAUCGUGCUCAUGUACCAGUACACAAUGCUUCACAAUGGUUUAAUGGACCUGAUAUGCAAAAUGAACGGACAGGUCGUAUGGAAAAAGUUGUUGCUUCACUUGUACGGCGAUCAUUUCGACCAUUUGCUACUUAUGCCAUGCCACGUGCACCAACAUUAACAUCACCAUCAUCAAGAGAUCAUGCUCAAUAUAAAGGAGUUCGACCAGAAAGUUUUCAAGAUUUUUGUAUUGAAAGCCAUCGAAUGACAACAACACCAUUAAGUUUUGUUCGACAAUCUCAAUCACCUAAAGGACGCUAUACAUCAUCAAUACGUUUGCAUGAUUUUAGUCGUACGAGCAAUUCUAAUCAUAAUGUACAUCGUGCUAAAUCAUUGAUUAAUCCACCGUGUCCAACACCUUGGAUGUAA